Messenger RNA from Fusarium mangiferae, 735 nucleotides. RefSeq names its product putative hydroxyacylglutathione hydrolase. Gene Ontology annotation, molecular function: hydroxyacylglutathione hydrolase activity. The transcript is spliced from 7 exons. Bases 1 to 735 code for a protein of 244 amino acids. Lineage: Eukaryota; Fungi; Ascomycota; Sordariomycetes; Hypocreales; Nectriaceae. The record is from RefSeq and is a predicted model, not a curated record.
AUGUUUAUUCAGCCGAUCCCCAUGUGGUGGGGAAGCAACGACAACUGGGCUUAUCUGGUUGUCGAUGAUGAGAGUCGCGACGCUCUCAUUAUAGACCCUGCAAAUCCUGAAGAGGUCAUUCCGGUUCUCACUGCAGCUAUUCAGUCGAACAAACUCAAUCUUGUCGCUGUAAUAAACACUCACCAUCAUUGGGAUCACGCUGGUGGAAACGAAGAGAUUCUAGCUGCACUAGGUAACCCCAAACUGGACAUUAUCGGAGGCAAGGACUGUGAAGGAGUCACGAAAACUCCAGGUCAUGGUGAGACAUUCAAGAUUGGGAACAUCACGAUAACUAGUAUACAUACGCCAUGUCAUACGCAGGAUAGCAUCUGUUUCUUCUUCCAAGAUGGGGAUCAAAAGGCAGUUUUUACAGGCGACACCUUGUUCACUGGCGACACGACAGGAUGUGGGAGGUUCUUCGAGGGGACUGCAGAGGAGAUGCAUGUGGCGCUCAACAAGCAUCUUGCAUCGCUUCCAGACGAUACAGUCGUAUUUCCCGGUCAUGAGUAUACUCGAAGCAAUGCCAAGUUCGCGGUCUCUGUAUUACAGAGUAAACCAGUGCAGCAGCUUCUGAGCUUCUCUGACGCAAACCCCGUCACAAUGGGCAAGUACACGAUAGGACAUGAAAAGGUCGCGCAGAAGUCCCAUGGGUUUGGUUGCGAGCACUUGACUGAUAUUCUUUGUUUAGCAACAUAA